Molecule: messenger RNA, 1108 nt
Organism: Phragmites australis (common reed)
Lineage: Eukaryota; Viridiplantae; Streptophyta; Magnoliopsida; Poales; Poaceae
Product: zinc finger protein ZAT1-like
Exons: 2
Coding region: 89-1108 (339 amino acids)
Source: RefSeq, a predicted model, not a curated record
GCAAACUCGCCAAGAACACCUAGUACCGCCGCGCACUGCAACGGGAGGAGGCUGCCUCAGGCGUUCCGAGAAAUCCCUCCAGAUUUCCAUGAACGCUCCCUCGAGCGGCCAAGAGUCCCGAACCGAGACGAUUGGAGGCAUGCCACCGAGAGGAAGGAGGCACUGGUGCAAGCACUGCAACAAGAGCUUCCCUUCAGGGAGGUCGCUCGGAGGCCACAUGGCGCUUCACAGGGGCAGACGCAAACACAAGAAGCAGCCAAGAAGCACGCUGAGCCUUGGUAGCGACGGUGAUGGCGCCAGCAUUUAUGGUCUCCGGAAGAGGCGACAUAGGACCUUGUUGCUGUGUAGUUCCAGCGACGAUGAGUUCCUGAGAUCGGUCCCCAAGACGGAAUGCCAGUUGUGCUUCAAGGUUUUUGCCUCCUGCGACGCGCUGUCGAUGCACAUGAGGGCGCACACUCGCCAUGAGAGGAAGAUGGUGGCAAAGGAGGAGACAUCAAGAGAGGUUACUACCUUGAGCAAUGGAUAUUGUGAUCGUAAUGUCGUUGUGUCUACCCCAGUGAUGUUGACAUAUGGGAUAGAGGAGGUGGAUGCUGCGCGUGUUCUUCUGAUGAUUUCAGGACAUUCUGGCAUGUAUUCAGCUUCUGAGUAUUGCAAUGAAGAUCAUGGGAUGGAUGGCAACUCGUCCUACCGUGUGCAGAAGAGUGAGAAUGGGCUGGAUUACUCUGGUCAUGGCCAAACUGGGGAUGCUGAGUUGAUGAAGCCAGAAAGCUCCAGUUCUGACGAGGAGAUGAAGUUCAGCAGUCUUUCGCACGUGUUAAAGGCGACAAACGAUUGCAAGCUCUGCGGCAAGUUCUUUGCAUCCAGGAAAGCAUUGGGGGGCCACAAGAAGUUUCACAAAGUUCCUGAUCAUGAAAAAGUUGAAGCAUCCCCCAACUCUGCUGUUGCUCAAACAGGACAACAUCUGCUUGAGGUGGACCACGGGUUGCUCAGUCUCAACCUUCCAGCUCUCAGUGACAGGAACUACAGCAGCAGGAGUCCAAAGUCUGAACUGAAUCCAUGGUGGUCUGCGAGCAACCUUCCCAGUGAGCGAAUGCUGGGUGUUGUCUGA